AGGCAGAGUUAAGGAGGAUGGCAGAGAAAGCAAUAGAGAUGAGGAAUGUGAUUGGUAUAUAGGGAGGGGGAGGGAAAGUGACCGUCAUCAUGGAGACCAUAAGGAUAGAAGUGACAGAAAGGAACGUGAACGGGAUAGAGUUGAUGAUCAUGAUCGUCACCUAAGCAGGUCUAGAUCUGAAGAUCAUGAUCGUGAUCUCCAUAGCCGUCACCAUAGGCAAGGUUACGAUAAUUAUGAAAGACAUCAUGGCCGUGAUGCUGUUGAUCAUCGCAGCCGAGAUUAUGAUAGGGGUUAUGAUAGAGAGAGUGAAUGGCGUCACAGCCAUGGAUCCCGAUCUAGGUCUAGUGACAGAUCCAGGCAUAGAUCAAGGUCUCGGUCUCGUUCCAGGUUAAAGAGGGAUUAUGAUAGAGAGGGUGAAGGGCGUCACAAACAUAGAUCCCAAUCUCGAUCAAGGGACGGAUACAGGCACAAGUCAAGGUCUCGGUCUCGUUCAGGAUCAAAGAGUAAACGAACCAGUGGGUUCGACAUGCCACCGCCGAUCAUGAUGCCCAAUGUUUCUGUUCCAGGUACGUACUAAAUUUUUGUCUUCUAUUUUCAUUUUGAGCUUUUCUGGUAAUUGCUGCAGAAUUGUGUGAUGAUGCAUGCUUUUAUCGGGUAAGCUGUCACUCUAUGCAUUAUCUAGUUGUGGAUGCCUCACGUAACCUUCUUUUUCAUUUUUGUUCAACAACUUGACUCUGAAGCUGAAGGGGUUUUUUUUUUUUUGGUUGUUAUUGCUUUGUUGUUUUUUGUUUGUUCUUUGUAUAAUGUUGUUUUGAUAAGGCAAUUCCCUACUGCCAAUGGCUGCGAGCUGACUACUGUAGCUUUAAUGUACAAGGAGGAAUGAGCACCUAUUUGAUGUCUUGGAGCUCAGGGCGUAUCUCUCAUCCAUGAGGAAAAGAUGAUGCCGUGCAAAAUUUCUGCUAAUAUUGUAAACAGUGUGUUUUUUGUAGCCUAAUUUUGUUUUACAGGCCAGGUACCUGGGACAACUGCUGCUGUUCCUGGAAUGCUUCCCAAUAUGUUUCUUUUGGGAGCAGGACAGGUUCAGUUCCCAACUAUUCCAUUGAUGCCUGUGCAAGCUAUGACACAACAGUAUCAGGCUACUCGGCAUGCUCGUCGUGUUUACGUUGGUGGUCUUUCUGCUACUGCUAAUGAGCAGUCAGUUGCAAGCUUUUUUAGUCAAGUAAUGUCUGCUAUUGGCGGAAACACAGCAGGGCCUGGUGAUGCUGUUGUUAAUGUUUAUAUAAACUAUGAGAAAAAGUUUGCUUUUGUGGAAAUGAGGUCUGUUGAGGAAGCAAGUAAUGCCAUGGCUUUGGAUGGCAUCAUAUUUGAGGGGGCACCAGUAAAGGUUCGAAGGCCGAGUGACUACAAUGCUCCUUUGGCUGCUGCACUCGGCUCAAGCCAGCCUAAUCCAAAUCUUAAUCUUGCUGCUGUUGAGCUGUUGUUGGGAUCUGCUUCUGGCCUUGAGGAGCCAGAUCGUAUUUUUGUUGGUGGACUCCCAUACUACUUCACGGAAGCGCAGGUGCGAGAGUUGCUCGAAUCAUUUGGAGCCCUUCGAGGUUUUGAUUUGGUCAAGGACAGGGAAACUGGUAAUUCGAAGGGCUAUGCUUUUUGUGUCUACCAAGAUCUUUCGGUCACGGACAUUGCAUGUGCUGCUCUUAAUGGUAUAAAGAUGGGUGAUAAAACACUUACGGUCCGACGUGCAAACCAGGGAAUUGCUCAACCCAGACCAGAGCAAGAAAAUAUUUUGUUGCAGGCACAACAACAGGUAGCAAUUCAGCGGCUUGUGUUACAAGUGGGAUCCCUUCCAACCAAGGUUGUCUGCUUAACUCAGGUGGUUAGUGCAGAUGAAUUGAAGGACGAUGAGGAAUAUGAAGAAAUUCUGGAUGACAUGAAGGGAGAGGGUGAAAAAUAUGGCACUUUGGUGAAUGUUGUCAUUCCUCGGCCAGGCCCUAAUGGAGAAGCUACACCUGGAGUUGGAAGGGUAUUCUUAGAAUAUGCAGACAUCGAGGGAUCGGCCAAAGCUCGAUUAGGGUUGCAUGGAAGAAAGUUCGCUGGAAAUCAAGCGGUCGCAAUUUUUUAUGAAGAAAACAAGUAUGCGAAAGGCGAAUACGAUGCCUAAUUAUUUUAUUUAUUUUCAGUCUUUUUUUUGUGGAUUCCAUCAUGUUUCUGAGUUAUACUAUCCUACGGCAGUUGGUUCUUGGUUUAAGCUAUAAAUCAUAUUUUAAUAAAAUGAUUAUGUAUAUCAAAAUCUUUAUUUUGGAUAUAAGUAAACAUUUGCAUUACUUUUAGGCUAUAAUUAUACUCGGAAGUCAGAAGUGGGGAUUUCAAUCACUCAGGUUUAGGGGCCGUUUGGUCGAGUGAAUUGUGUUGGGGGGGGUGUUGUA
Phalaenopsis equestris is the source of this 2423-nucleotide messenger RNA. Its product is annotated as splicing factor U2af large subunit B-like. Gene Ontology annotation, molecular function: pre-mRNA 3'-splice site binding; poly-pyrimidine tract binding. Gene Ontology annotation, cellular component: U2-type prespliceosome; U2AF complex; nucleus. The record is from RefSeq and is a predicted model, not a curated record. Lineage: Eukaryota; Viridiplantae; Streptophyta; Magnoliopsida; Asparagales; Orchidaceae. The transcript has 13 exons. Gene Ontology annotation, biological process: mRNA processing. The coding region runs from base 1043 to 2158 and encodes 371 amino acids.